UCAAAGUCUCGGCGAAAAGAGACUGCUCAGAACAAUAACAAAUUCUGAUUCUUACAGUAAGCCAAUUCUUUUGGAUAGUCUUUACUGUUGUUACUUCCAAUUCAAAUUCCAGUUGAUAGUCACGACUCAGAGUUGUCAUGGGUCGACCUCCCAGUAAUGGCGGCCCUGCCUUUCGCUUCAUGGCCAAUGAGGUUACCGAGAUGGAAGGUAUUUUGCAAGAGCACCAUAAUUUGAUGCCAGCUCGGGAAGUUUUGGUAGCUCUUGCUGAGAAGUUCAGUGAGUCUGCAGAACGAAAAGGGAAGAUUGUUGUGCAAAUGAAACAAGUAUGGAAUUGGUUCCAAAAUAGACGCUAUGCAAUAAGGGCAAAAUCAAGCAAGGCUCCUGUGAAGUUAAAUGUGACUCCUAUGUCUCGAGAGGAGUCAACUCCUGUGAGGAGUGUGCCCCAACCUGUAGCUGCUUCUAUUCCUACUCCUCUUCCUACAACCACGGCUGCUUCUUCAGUCUCUAGUGCAGCGAGGGCUACUACAGAAAAUUCUUACAUGGAAUUUGAAGCCAAAUCUGCAAGGGAUGGGGCAUGGUAUGAUGUUGGGACUUUCCUAUCCCAUAGACAUUUAGACACAGGAGAUCCGGAAGUAUUGGUUCGGUUUGCCGGUUUUGGACCAGAUGAGGAUGAGUGGGUUAAUAUUCGUAAACUCGUCAGGCAGCGGUCCCUUCCUUGUGAAGCAUCAGAAUGUGUUGCAGUUCUUCCUGGAGACCUCAUACUCUGUUUUCAGGAAGGUAAAGAUCAGGCUCUCUACUUUGAUGCGCAUGUUCUUGAUGCACAAAGGCGGAGGCAUGAUGUAAGAGGUUGCCGUUGUAGGUUUUUGGUGCGUUAUGAUCAUGACCUAUCUGAGGAAAUUGUGCCACUCAGAAAAGUUUGUCGCAGGCCUGAAACUGACUAUAGGUUGCAGCAACUUCAUGCUGCAAAUGACAUGGCAACUAGUGACCAGCAGAAAACUAGCACAGAUCCUUCUACAGCCAGCAUCCAAAGGGUUGCUGUUUCUGCUGCUGAAACAAUGCAGAAGCUACAAAAUGCUGAUGUUGCCACAGUUUGCCCAGUUCCACAUGCUAACAUUUCUCAUGCUGCCAAAAUUAUGAUUUCAGGGCCAAAAAGUGCUGAAACUAGCAAUGCUGUCAAUGUCGGAAAUCCUACUGUUGUCCCCAAUAGCACUCUUAGUGCUGAAUCGAGUGUUGUUGCUCCAAGUAGGAUUUCUGGUGGCUCUGUUUAGAGAAUUUUCAAGGAGGAAAAUGAUAGGUUCAUGUACUAUUAUCAUUCUAUUUUCUUGAUGAGCUCAUUUCCUCUUGUAGAGAGGGCCGGCCAUCCAUCAAAAUGAUGAAUAGAACCUGAAUUCAAGGAUGACCGGCAAAUAUUGGGGAUUGCUCCAUUUUUAUUAACUUUGUGGGACUCUAGUUAAUAUCAACAGUAGUAGUGUGAGCUGCUUUUACAUUUGUAUAA
This is a messenger RNA of Hevea brasiliensis (rubber tree), 1495 nucleotides long. RefSeq names its product protein SAWADEE HOMEODOMAIN HOMOLOG 2. The coding region runs from base 138 to 1268 and encodes 376 amino acids. The transcript is spliced from 9 exons. Gene Ontology annotation, molecular function: DNA binding; chromatin binding. The record is from RefSeq and is a predicted model, not a curated record. Lineage: Eukaryota; Viridiplantae; Streptophyta; Magnoliopsida; Malpighiales; Euphorbiaceae.